Molecule: messenger RNA, 669 nt
Organism: Cucurbita pepo subsp. pepo (vegetable marrow)
Lineage: Eukaryota; Viridiplantae; Streptophyta; Magnoliopsida; Cucurbitales; Cucurbitaceae
Product: dynein light chain 1, cytoplasmic-like
Biological process (GO): microtubule-based process
Cellular component (GO): cytoplasmic dynein complex
Molecular function (GO): dynein intermediate chain binding
Source: RefSeq, a predicted model, not a curated record
UCCACACCCAGUAUUUCAUUCUCGUCCCCAACCAAUGUAGGAUAUGAGAUUAAUAGAAUAUGGUUGAAGUCCUUAAAGUGGGGAGAGAAAAUGACACAAAAAUGAUAUUAAUCGGAAGAAGUGCCAGCUUAAAACUUGAAUUUCAAAAGAUUCCAGAGGGGGUUCUAGAGUCUUUCCUUGUAUAAAAUCAUCAUCUAUUUGCUCCCUUUCUUCUUGUUUCUGUGUUGGAUUAUAGUCUUGGAAGAAGAAAGGAUGUUGGAAGGCAAAGCUUUGGUACAGGAUACAGAUAUGCCUGACAAGAUGCAGAUCCAAGCCAUGGUCGCUGCUUCUGAAGCUCUGGAUCGCUAUGAUGUCUUCGACUGCAAAUCCAUUGCUGCCCACAUCAAAAAGGAUUUUGACAACAGAUAUGGAAGCGGAUGGCAAUGUGUGGUGGGUUCAAAUUUUGGUUGUUUCUUCACCCACUCCAAAGGCUCUUUCAUCUACUUCAAACUGGAGACUCUUAACUUUCUCAUCUUCAAAGGGAUUUGAAUCUCUAGAGAGUUUGAAUAUCAUUGUGGGUUGUUUGGAUGCUUGAUGUUCAAAAGCUUUUAAAUGCUUUUGGUGGGUAUACUAUGUAGAUAUUGAACUCAUGUGAACACAGUUCUUAAUCCUUUCCAAGCAUUUUCACUG